GGACGGGAGUCCUUCGGUUGUCGUUGAAAACGACGAGCGAGAGCGAAAGAGAAUCGACACAACAGUAUUUCGUCCGUCUUCCAAAGGAAAAUUCUCGCGAGCCUCAAACAACUCCGCAUCAUCCAGCACGUGGACCGGAAGUCGACAACAGCCCCAUCGUUUAGGAUCGUAGCAACCACAGGCAGUCGAAAACGAAAGCAAACUUCCUGCCCCAUCACCGGUUCGGGGCCAGCAGCGGGCAGCAGCGAAGGGCCCCACAUUCAUGUACCUGCGCCCUCCGUGGUGCUGAGAAUGCCAAUGUUGUCACAAUUUCAAAUGAACUUUCGCGCGUUUCUCGUUCUGGCGUCGAAGGUAUGGACGUGUAUCUGCUACAUGUUCAACCGGCAGGUUCGGGCGUUUGUACAGCAUCAACCGGUGAAAUACCAGCUGUUUCCCCUGUCGCCGGUUUCGCGGCACCGGCUGAGCAUGGUCCAGCGGAAGACGCUCGUGCUGGACCUGGACGAGACGCUGAUACACUCGCACCACGACGCGAUGCCCAGGAAUACGGUCAAGCCCGGCACGCCGCACGACUUCACGGUCAAGGUGACGAUCGACAGGCACCCGGUGCGCUUCUUCGUGCACAAGCGACCCCACGUCGACUACUUCCUAGACAUUGUCUCCCAAUGGUACGAUCUGGUGGUGUUUACGGCCAGCAUGGAAAUCUACGGUGCAGCAGUUGCCGAUAAGCUCGACAAUGGUCGCAACAUCCUCAGACGGCGCUACUACCGCCAGCACUGUACGCCCGACUUUGGCUCGUACACGAAGGACCUGUCGGCGAUAUGUAGCGAUCUGAAUAGAAUAUUCAUCAUAGACAAUUCACCCGGUGCAUACCGAUGUUUUCCUAACAACGCCAUACCGAUCAAGUCCUGGUUCUCCGACCCGAUGGACAUCUGCCUGCUGUCACUGUUGCCGCUGCUGGACGCGCUUCGAUUUACGAACGACGUACGGUCGGUGCUGUCACGCAACCUACACCUUCACCGUUUGUGGUAGCAGAAUUUAAGUAACAUUGUACGGUGCGCUGUGAGACUACUAAAAUCUUACAAAUAUUUCUUUAUUUUAUUCUAAAAAUAAAACUAUUAUACGUGAGGAGGCGAAUUACGCGUGAGACCGUGUCAGGAGGGGAGGAAUCGUGACGAAUAAUUUAACAAAAAAAAAAAAACCAAAACCUUUACCACGAAAGCAGACGAAGGGCGACAGCAAUGAAGAAGCAUAAUGUACGCUGUGUAAGAAAGACAUGAAUGUGUAUAUGCUGCCGGUAAUUCAAAAACAAAAUGAUAAGAAAGGAUCAAGCAAAUUAAAAAUAAGAAGAGAAAAUGAAAUCAUAAAACAUUGAAUAACAACAGAUCAGAAAACACAACCAUGGAUGAACUAUGAACGCAUUUAGCGUCGAAAGGACAACAAAGUUUGUGCACAACGGCGUAAAUGUAUCGGAAGGAUGUGUCACAGGAAAGGAUCGAGUGGUUUGCACAAGCGUAGGAAGAGUUUAUACAUAAGUCUGAAAGAUAGGAAGGACGAUCGGGUUCCAGUUUCUUAUUUGGUGGCAAAAUGAAAGAUGGAAGCGUUUCGAAAUAAUAUAGGACCUGUUACUAUAAUUUGCCCUCCUAGCGCAAAGCCCGUUAAAACUUAAUUUUGUUAUUAGUUUUACUCACUUCGCGGUGUGGUUCGAGCUAGCAGGAAAAACGUGUAGUAGUAGUAUUUUCCUAUAAUGUCACCACUUACGGUGAGAACGCGAACGUCAUGAUGGGAACGAACGAGACCAGAAACUAGACACUUUCGAACACGGGAGAAAGUUAGUUCCUUCACCCAUACUUGUACAGAAUUUUCUUCCCUUUAAUCAUUUACGAUAAUGAAUGAGGCUCUCGGGGUUUGGCUAAGCGAUUAGAAUAGUUUUGUCUUCAAGUCAUUUGCCACUCGAAUGGAUCGAGUUUUUCUGUAUUAUUGGUGGGCGACCUCUGGGACACAGAAAACGUACAGGUCUUCGCCCAUUGGUGGACUUGUUUCCGCUCCUUCGCUUAAAACCAAAGGUUCGGUUUUUACCCAGGCAGAACAUCCAAUUGCAAGAAAAAGGCAGACAAACGGAAGAAGAAUAGCGAAACAAGCUGCUUCAUAAAAAAACACACAGAACCCCAACCAACUGCACGUAGUUUUUAGUAACGGAAGUAUCUUAGUAAUAUAAUGCUGAUCCCGACGCUGCCAGGUACGCGCUCGCGCAGCACGAUCGCGUUUGUCCUGCAAAAGAAAACUGUUUUGCAUUUGGCCAUUCAGUUGGGAAUUUGCGAGUGGUAAAUAAGUGCGUAAAGAAUUUGCUCGUUGAGAGAAUUGUCGAGAGCAUUGGCAAGAACUCGUAAGAUCCAAACCGAGAUUAAUUGCAAUGCGUUCAAUAUUUAAUGGCAGGAGUGAGACACACAGAAUACGAUGCUUCCGAGCGGGGAAUGAUAAGAAAAUAAUGUAAAAUGAUUUAACCCUUGUUUGCUCAAUCAUUAUAUCGGUGUAUCGUUAAGAUCACACAGCACCCGCUAUGGUAAUGGUGGCCAUAGCCGGUGGGUAAAUCUGGUUGCUAAAAAAUAAAACCCGGCUCAGGGGAUUAGAAUCGAAGCUAGAUUUUAUCAGUAAAAAAUACCGUCGUAUAAUUGUUUGUUCUGUUGCAUGCAAUCGAGAACUUGUAGCGAAAUCCAACUUACCGUUAUUUAUUGCUUUCUUCUGUUUUUUUUUCAUUUUUCGUCUUUUGCAUAUCAAAUCGACCAUGCCGAUAAACUUUUGCUUAGGUUUUCGUGUCGGGGUUUAAAUUAUGUGAAAAGAAUGGCUAGCACAGAGCAAUGUUCACCCGUUUAUCGUUGCUUAUUUUCGUUUGUUUAGUAAGUUAUCUAAUGUUACCGACUAAGAAUUCUACCUCCUUAUCUUUCGUUCUUUUAAACUUAUUUUGCUCCAACAAUUUCACACUUCAAAUGCGUAAUUUCUUUGCAUAACGUUUUGAUCCAAACCUCCGUGGGGUAGAAAAUUCAUUUCAUACAUACUAAAUAAAUGAUUGUAGAAAAAAGACACACAAAAACUCUCAUUAACUCACGUCGUAUGGCGGCGAGACACACGAAGUGAACAAAAUAAUGCAACGAUCAUGUAAAAUCUUCUGAAGGUAAUAAAAAAAAAACAAAAACCAUUACUACGUAUAAUUGAACAAUACGGUACAAAACAAGGGAAGCGGUAAAUCGGUGAUCAUGAU
This is a messenger RNA of Anopheles coustani, 3256 nucleotides long. RefSeq names its product CTD nuclear envelope phosphatase 1 homolog (gene Dd). NCBI's taxonomy places the organism in Eukaryota, Metazoa, Arthropoda, Insecta, Diptera, Culicidae. Gene Ontology annotation, molecular function: protein serine/threonine phosphatase activity. The record is from RefSeq and is a predicted model, not a curated record. The coding region runs from base 292 to 1029 and encodes 245 amino acids. The transcript is spliced from 5 exons.